GUGGGUUGCUUUGGCACUGCCCCUUGGCGGAGGCAGCGGAUUGGGGCGACUACAAAAGCAGGAAGAGAGUCGGGACGUUCCUGUGAGUCACUUGAGCUGUGGGAAAAAGGCAGUUGCAGCGCUCUUUUUUUUAGCAAAGAUGCCCAUCCUCAAGCAGUCCCCCGUUUCUCAUUCCAAAAAGAGGCCCCGUCUGGAUCGAGCCAUGAUUAGCGCCCCUUUGGGGGACUUUCGACAUACGAUGCACAUUGGCCGUGGGGGCGAUGCUUUUGGGGAUACAUCAUUCCUCAGCAACCAUGGGGGCACCAAGACCAAUGGGUUGCCUCACGAUGUAGCAGUGUCUCCUGGGUCUCUUGGUUCUCCUGGAGAUGUUUCUGGUUGCUUUGAACUGCUCUCCCCUCCUGGGAGUGGGAAUGGAGUAGUCCAAAGUCCAGCAACAUCAACCCCUGAUGGCAGCUUUGUGGUACUGCAGAGCCCAGAGAAGGCUGAUUGGAAGCCCCCUAAUGGAGAAGGGUGGGACCUGCAACAGAACUUCUCCCUGGAGAGUCCCACACUGGACCACGCUGAAUCCCUUCUCUCUUUCCAGCUGGACUUGGGGCCUUCCAUCUUGGAGGAUGUGCUGGGAGUGAUGGAUAAAGACUGGGACAAUAUUAAAGGGCAGGAUCAGGAUGUAUUGAGGGAUGAGAGCUCAAGCCCACUGGGAUGUUCCCAGCAGGAGGAUGAAAAAGAAGAGGAAGAAGAAAGAAGCCUUCAGAUUUCUUAUUGUGGGAUUCACACAGGAAAACGGCAAUCAGAAUCCUAUGGCACAUUCCAUGAUGCUACUUCUGAAAAAUAA
Molecule: messenger RNA, 832 nt
Organism: Protobothrops mucrosquamatus (brown spotted pit viper)
Lineage: Eukaryota; Metazoa; Chordata; Lepidosauria; Squamata; Viperidae
Product: cdc42 effector protein 1-like
Exons: 3
Coding region: 140-832 (230 amino acids)
Source: RefSeq, a predicted model, not a curated record